Messenger RNA from Hypanus sabinus (Atlantic stingray), 3513 nucleotides. RefSeq names its product dpy-19-like 1, like (H. sapiens) (gene dpy19l1l). Gene Ontology annotation, cellular component: nuclear inner membrane. Gene Ontology annotation, molecular function: mannosyltransferase activity. NCBI's taxonomy places the organism in Eukaryota, Metazoa, Chordata, Chondrichthyes, Myliobatiformes, Dasyatidae. The coding region runs from base 16 to 2493 and encodes 825 amino acids. The record is from RefSeq and is a predicted model, not a curated record. The transcript has 24 exons.
CUCCAACCUGAUGGCAUGAACAUUGAUUUCUCUAAGUUCAGCGAUGUUGCCGUGGUGACUGUGGCGGUUUCGGACUCAGGAGAGGAGUGCAGGGCUGGUGCCGCCGCUACGCUCGCCCGAGGCUCCGGCGCGGGCCUCGGCCUGGCCUGGCCUGCAGACAACCCUGGAAUGGCGAUGAAGAUCCGCAGCGGCGGCAGGAGCAACCGAGGCCUGGCUGAGGAGCGGCAGCGCUGUCCGCCCGCCAAAACCAGGGUCUCGCAGAAAGGCACUAGCCCACGCCGAGACAGGCGGAGGGACUGCGCUGCCCCCGAGGCCAAGGCUGGCGGCUUGGGAUUCUCCGGCAAAUGGGUUUCCGGCAUUGGGGAGCAGCUCGGCCUCCAUGAUGCAGCGAUCAGCGGCCUGGGGACCACCAUCCUACUCGCUAUCAUCGUGGGAAUUUUGCAUUGGUACCACAUAGCCAGCCUCUUUGAAAAUAAUCAACAUUUCUCUCAUCUUUCAACAUUGGAACGUGAAAUGGCCUUUCGAACUGAAAUGGGAUUGUAUUAUUCGUUCUUUAAGACCAUUAUAGAGGCACCUUCAUAUUUUGAAGGUUUAAUUUCCAUAAUGAACGAUUGUUUGACUGAAUAUCCUUUGGUUAUCAACACCUUGAAGCGGUUCAAUCUUUAUCCAGAGGUAGUGUUGGCUAGCUGGUACCGCAUUUACAUUGCUUCUGCAGAUUUUCUUGGCAUUCCAACCAAAAUAUGUUGGCGUGUAGACAGAGGUCAGGGUUUCACUCCUGUGGAGAGCUGUGAAGGAAUGGGCGACCCUGCCUACUUUUAUGUCACAUUUGUUUUUAUUUUAAAUGGGUUCAUGAUGUCACUAUUUUUCAUCUAUGGAACAUACUUGAGUGGGAGCAGGUUUGGUGGAAUAGUCACUGUAGCUUGCUUUUUUUUUAAUCAUGGUGAGUGCACAAGAGUCAUGUGGACCCCACCUCUCCGUGAGAGCUUCUCUUACCCCUUCCUAAUUCUACAGAUGCUGCUUUUAACCCACAUACUAAGAAGUGUCUGUGUAGAGAAGAAGACCUUGGCUGCAUUUUGUAUUGCAAAUAUCCUCUUCUUGCUUCCAUGGCAAUUUGCACAGUUUGUGCUGCUCACACAGGUUGCUUCACUCUUUGCAACAUACGUUUUGGGUUAUAUUGAUGCCUGUAAGCUGCUGGACAUUGUAUAUGCACACAUGAUUUCCCUGUUGGUUUGUUUUGUGUUGAUGUUCGGAAAUGCCAUGCUGUUAAGCUCCUAUUAUGCUGCCUCUCUGGCUGUUGUUUAUGGAAUGGUUGCCUUGAAAUCGCAUAUUUCACAAUUUUUGCCACGACAUCUUCUGGGUUCAUGGAUAGUUAAAGGAACUGUCUGGCUUGUUGGAACCAUAAUCCUCAAAUUUGUGGCUUCUAAAUUACUAGGAGUUACUGAUGAUGCACACAUAAGUAAUCUACUGAAAUCCAAGUUCACCAACUACAAGGAUUUUGACACUCUGAUGUACACAUGUGCUGUGGAGUUUGAUUUCAUGGAGAUUGAGACUCCUGUGAGAUAUACAAAAACUCUACUGCUCCCUGUGACUGCCUGUGUUUUAGCACUUAUUGUUGCAAAGGUGAAUAGGAUAGGAUGUCAAAUCUCAACCUCCAUCACGCGAGGCGCUUAUUAUAGUCACAACCUAAGAUUGCCUGACCGAUUCUGCAAAACUCGAAUAGAGACUUUGAGGGAGCUGCUGUGUUUGUUAAAAGGAGGAAAUUUACAAAUCACAGAAGAGAACAAGAGUGCAACCCAAGGAGAGCUGGUCUAUCACAUUUUGCAGUUGGUAGCAUUUGUAUUGCUGGCCAUUCUCAUCAUGAGGCUCAAACUUUUCCUCACACCUCACUUGUGUCUCAUGGCUUCUCUGAUUUGUUCCCGACAGCUCUUGUGGUGGAUCAGGACUAAAUCCCUCCACCAGAUAUUUGUGUGUGUGAUACUGGCAGCAAUGGCUGUACAAGGAGCCAUGAACCUGAAGGAACAGUGGAGCAUAAUCGGAGAGUUCAGCAACUUUCCCCAGGAGGAGUUACUGGAGUGGAUCAAAGAAAAUACCAAGAAGGAUGCUGUGUUUGCUGGGGCAAUGCCCACGAUGGCAAGCAUCAAGUUAUCUACUGGACGGCCCAUUGUAAAUCACCCACACUAUGAAGAUUCAGGUCUGAGACAAAGAACAAAACAGGUGUAUGCAAUGUACAGUCGGAAGUCAGCAGAGGAGGUGAAGAACGGGCUGAUUCGCAUGGGAGUAGAUUAUUUUAUUUUUGAAGAUUCUUGGUGUUUGAGAAAAACAAGAGAAGGCUGCAGUAUGCCAGAAAUUUGGGAUGUGGAAGAUGUGGAAAAUGCGAAGAAGACUCCUUUGUGCUCCAUGGUUUCUCAGUCGCCGACUCCACACUUCAUCCCAGUCUUUCAGAAUGAUGUUUACAAAGUGUUAAAGAUGAAGAAAACUGUCAACUGGACAUAAAGGUCAGUGGAUGGACAGAGAUGGUUAAGCAUUGCUGUGCUUAAAGGUCAUCCAAAUUUCUUCUAUAGAUGGCAACAGAAAGUAUGAUUGAACAUGAGAACAAAUGUAGAAAUAUGAUCUUUGUAAUAGUUCCUUUAUAAGAGGUAUUUUCAUGUCUUUAUGGAGUUAAUGCAUAUGUGAUUAUUUUCAAUAAAGAUUUUGUGAAUAAAAAUUCAGCUUCAGUUAUAUUUUGAACUUUGAGAGUAUUCCUAAUUGUCCCAUUUACAUUGCUGCUGUUCUCUGAUAGACAGUGGAGGCCUUGGGCAGGCGAGAACAUCUAUGUUCAUAACAUACUGGAAGAGGGCAGCUUCUUCCUAGGACUAAUGCAGAGGACAACAGUAUAAAGGAAUAAAACUUGUUAGCUGUCGUGCGGGUGGGGGGGGAGAAUACGCAACCUCAGCAGCUGUCUGGAAUCAUAAAGGUUACCCUGUUUGUUUGGAAACACCCAAGGGUGUUGGGUAGGAAGCAACCCUGGUCCAAAGGUGCAGCCAUUCUGUGGGGCAGCAACUCUGGGGUAGCCCAUAGUCCAAGCCGUACUUCCUGGUCAUGUCUCCACCUGGAGCAUCAAAGAGAACCAGUUCAAUUGGCCCAAGGCCAGGCUCCUUUGCUUUUUGCUUCAGCUGAGAAAAAGAAAUUGAAUAACUUGUCCUGCAGAUGAGGAAGAGGGUGACAUUGGGAAUCCUUGCUGAGUUCAUCCGUUUACUCUUCAACCAGCAAACUCUUCAGCACACACACAGAAGCAGGGGAGGUGAGUACUAAAAUGCAUAAAAUACUAAAAUAAACCAUUCCAUUUGAUCUUGUAUUAAUUUAAGGUUUUAGUUUUUGUGUACAUGGCACACUUUUCACAUAUUCUGUCCAAUGGCGUACUCUCUGUGUGCUCAUUCCAGAAAAAAACAGCAUGCUCCUUUGUUCCCUUCUUGUCUGUGUUGGAGAUGCAGUGGGGGUUUCGGCUGCCCCAGAUUUGCAUUCUGAUUACCUUAU